UAUUAUGUUCCUACUCCACCCCAGGGGGCGCUUGUUGCUCUGUGAGUCUCAGCCCUCAGGCCUCUUAUCAUAGCAACCCAUUGCAGAUGACAAGUUGGGGCUUGUCUGUUGUGAGCUGUGAGCCAAUGGGCUGAGCCAGAGCUUCAGCUUCCUCUCUGUCUCAGUGCACUGCAGCCUGCUGCUGCCUGCCUGUAGACUUAUAGUAGCGCUCACUGCUCUGUGCUGCUCUGAUGCUCACCCACACACCCACAGCUGUUCAGCCUGGCUAGUCCCACAGAGAGAGAAGCAGAGAGGCAGUGUGUCUCCAAGCCUCUACAAAACAGAAUCAGAUCCUUCUCACGAGCCUCUGUGGACUCCAAUCAAGUUAUAGAAACAUCUCAAGGAUGACCAAUGGAUGACCAAUGGAAACGGGAUGCACCUGAGUUCAAUUUCAAGUCUGAAUACUUAUUUAAAUAAGGUGUCCACUGCUACUCCACUGACUGACACAGAGCUAUACUCUACCAGCGGAGGUGCUGUGAGCGGCUGGAGGUCGUCAUGGCAACCCAGAGACAUGUACCCAGUGACAGUCUGGCUAGAACAUUCAGGUCCUGUGCCAGAAACCCUAGUGAGGUCAUCUCCACUAGACUGAGAGACAUGCUCCACACCUUCAUCCAGCACUACCAGGAACCAUGGGAAGAGAACCACAGCCGAGACAGAGAGAGAGGAGUGAAGUUCUCCAGCCAGACAGAGGCUUUGUACUACAGGGUUCUAGAGGCUGUCAUCAAUCAGGAGAGGAAGAGGCUGGGAGCCAAAAACAUUUUAGGCAUUCUGGAGCAUGAUCUGUCCCAGCGCUCUCUAGUGGCCUGUUGUCUGGAGAUGGUAAUCUUCUCCCAUCAGCCACCAGGCAGCUUCCCCCUGGUCAUUGACAUCUUUAGCCUGGCGCCAUAUGACUUCUACAAGGUGAUAGAGCUGGUGCUGCGGGCUGAGGAGGGCUUGCUGCCGGGUGUGGUCAGGCAUCUGACCCAUAUAGAGGAGCAGGUCCUGGAGAGUCUGGCCUGGAGGAGAGACUCACCACUCUGGGACCAGAUCAGAGCUGCUAAGGGUCAGGGACAGCUGCCUGCAUACCAUCAGGUGAUGCUCCCCCAAUACUCAGAGGACACAGACAAGAUGGCCAAGAUCCCUCCCACCCCUUCACACUUGACCUCAAGCCUUGUGAAUGGGAUCCAUGGAAUUGACCUGAACUCCCCGAUUACCCACCAUGAACGCUACAGCUCACCCCCUGCUGGCUCAAAGAUGGCCGCUUGCCCUACCACACCAGUCAGCCCAUCCCAGUCCUCCUCUGUCAUUGUUACUGGACAGACUGUAGUCACCAUGGCAUCAGCCACUGUCACCACCAACAAUGGCCAGUCAGUCAGCAUACCGGUUCGAGGCAUUGCCAACGACCGGGGAGCCAUCACAUUUACCCUCAGUGUUGUAGGUCAGCCCAUUCUUCCACAGCAAGUCUCUAGCACCUCUACCCAGCAGCCCCAGAACCCUCUACCCUCUACCCAAGCAACUGUGUUAGGAGAUCAAUGUUUUGCUUGCUUUUGUGUGUAUGUAGACCCCAGCAGUAGCUUGCUUACCUACCAGAGCCCUCCCACCCAUCCUACAGGACCCAGAGCUCCCUGUAGACCGGACCAGGAGGAGAGAGGACACCUCAUCUAUUUCUACAACACCGUCUAUGUCAAACAGAUGAAGGACUUUGCCCUGCGCUACACCUCCAGCUCUCUGACCAUAGCCGGGAGUCUGAGAGAGAUCAGCGACAUGAUGAAGACAUUUCAGUCACGCACCAGGAAAUGCUGUGCAGCCCAGCUGCAGGAGGACGGUGAGGAGGAGGGUGGGCCGCUUGCGAAGAGACCCUGUCAGGAUAGACCGUCAAACUUGCAGAGAAAGCUCAGGGACUUCGACCAGGCACUGAUGAGGGCCCAGAACCAGCAACAAGCCCAGACCGGGGCCAAGGCAACAGCACACAAUGGGACGCAUUGAUGACAUCUCACUUUUUUUGACUUACCGCCAUGCUUCAUACUUCUUGCAGGUCUACACUCAUUGGAAGAAUAUGGACAACAGGCACUGAUGAUGGGAGAAUGGAUGCUGUGGAUCUACAAUGUUAGAAAGAAUUGGCAUCAUUAGCACUCAGCGAAGUUCUCUUAGCAAGCAAUGUUCAUGAUUAGAAAAGCUGAUUUGUAAUAAUAAUAAUGAGGUUAAUGUAAUAAUCUGAGGGUAACUAGGGCUCUGUAUCAAAUAUCAUAUCAUAUACAGCAUAUAUUCAUCCAAAGUAAGCAGUAAAGGAAUUGUGUUGGUACUGAGCACUGUCUACAGUUUGUGUUUGGUGAGAGGGAGGAGACAAUGUUCUCUGGAACAUACCGUAUGUUAUUAGUUUCAAUUUUCAAGUUUAAUUUGUCACCUCACAAGUACAGUGAAAUGCUUAAAUUGCAAGCCCUACCCAACAGUGCAGUAUUCAAAAUUUAAAAAAGCAUAACUAAUUUAAAACAAAUUAAACACAGAUAUGACAUAUAGGUGAGCCUUUUAAAAUGAUUAUACAUGUAUCUGUUAGGACCAGAUGUUAGAUAAUAUUCUGUUUAAUUGUUAUACAAUGUAAUGUAUCUGUUAGGACCAGAUGUUAGAUAAUCAUGUUUAAUUGUUAUACAGUGUAAUGUAUCUGUUAGGACCAGAUGUUAGAUAAUAUUCUGUUUAAUUGUUAUACAGUGUAAUGUAUCUGUUAGGACCAGAUGUUAGAUAAUCAUGUUUAAUUGUUAUACAGUGUAAUGUAUCUGUUAGGACCAGAUGUUAGAUAAUCAUGUUUAAUUGUUAUACAGCGUAAUGUAUCUGUUAGGACCAGAUGUUAGAUAAUAUUCUGUUUAAUUGUUAUACAGUGUAAUGUAUCUGUUAGGACCAGAUGUUAGAUAAUAUUCUGUUUAAUUGUUAUACAGUGUAAUGUAUCUGUUAGGACCAGAUGUUAGAUAAUCAUGUUUAAUUGUUAUACAGUGUAAUGUAUCUGUUAGGACCAGAUGUUAGAUAAUAUUCUGUUUAAUUGUUAUACAGUGUAAUGUAUCUGUUAGGACCAGAUGUUAGAUAAUCAUGUUUAAUUGUUAUACAGCGUAAUGUAUCUGUUAGGACCAGAUGUUAGAUAAUCAUGUUUAAUUGUUAUACAGCGUAAUGUAUCUGUUAGGACCAGAUGUUAGAUAAUAUUCUGUUUAAUUGUUAUACAGUGUAAUGUAUCUGUUAGGACCAGAUGUUAGAUAACAUUCUGUUUAAUUGUUAUACAGUGUAAUGUAUCUGUUAGGACCAGAUGUUAGAUAAUCAUGUUUAAUUGUUAUACAGCGUAAUGUAUCUGUUAGGACCAGAUGUUAGAUAAUAUUCUGUUUAAUUGUUAUACAGCGUAAUAUAUCUGUUAGGACCAGAUGUUAGAUAAUCAUGUUUAAUUGUUAUACAGCGUAAUGUAUCUGUUAGGACCAGAUGUUAGAUAAUCAUGUUUAAUUGUUAUACAGCGUAAUGUAUCUGUUAGGACCAGAUGUUAGAUAAUCAUGUUUAAUUGUUAUACAGCGUAAUGUAUCUGUUAGGACCAGAUGUUAGAUAAUCAUGUUUAAUUGUUAUACAGUGUAAUGUAUCUGUUAGGACCAGAUGUUAGAUAAUAUUCUGUUUAAUUGUUAUACAGUGUAAUGUAUCUGUUAGGACCAGAUGUUAGAUAAUAAUUCUGUUUAAUUGUUAUACAGCGUAAUGUAUCUGUUAGGACCAGAUGUUAGAUAAUCAUGUUUAAUUGUUAUACAGUGUAAUGUAUCUGUUAGGACCAGAUGUUAGAUAAUCAUGUUUAAUUGUUAUACAGCGUAAUGUAUCUGUUAGGACCAGAUGUUAGAUAAUCAUGUUUAAUUGUUAUACAGUGUAAUGUAUCUGUUAGGACCAGAUGUUAGAUAAUCAUGUUUAAUUGUUAUACAGCGUAAUGUAUCUGUUAGGACCAGAUGUUAGAUAAUAUUCUGUUUAAUUGUUAUACAGCGUAAUGUAUCUGUUAGGACCAGAUGUUAGAUAAUCAUGUUUAAUUGUUAUACAGUGUAAUGUAUCUGUUAGGACCAGAUGUUAGAUAAUAUUCUGUUUAAUUGUUAUACAGCGUAAUGUAUCUGUUAGGACCAGAUGUUAGAUAAUCAUGUUUAAUUGUUAUACAGUGUAAUGUAUCUGUUAGGACCAGAUGUUAGAUAAUCAUGUUUAAUUGUUAUACAGUGUAAUGUAUCUGUUAGGACCAGAUGUUAGAUAAUCAUGUUUAAUUGUUAUACAGUGUAAUGUAUCUGUUAGGACCAGAUGUUAGAUAAUCAUGUUUAAUUGUUAUACAGCGUAAUGUAUCUGUUAGGACCAGAUGUUAGAUAAUCAUGUUUAAUUGUUAUACAGCGUAAUGUAUCUGUUAGGACCAGAUGUUAGAUAAUCAUGUUUAAUUGUUAUACAGUGUAAUGUAUCUGUUAGGACCAGAUGUUAGAUAAUCAUGUUUAAUUGUUAUACAGCGUAAUGUAUCUGUUAGGACCAGAUGUUAGAUAAUCAUGUUUAAUUGUUAUACAGCGUAAUGUAUCUGUUAGGACCAGAUGUUAGAUAAUCAUGUUUAAUUGUUAUACAGUGUAAUGUAUCUGUUAGGACCAGAUGUUAGAUAAUCAUGUUUAAUUGUUAUACAGCGUAAUGUAUCUGUUAGGACCAGAUGUUAGAUAAUCAUGUUUAAUUGUUAUACAGUGUAAUGUAUCUGUUAGGACCAGAUGUUAGAUAAUAUUCUGUUUAAUUGUUAUACAGCGUAAUGUAUCUGUUAGGACCAGAUGUUAGAUAAUCAUGUUUAAUUGUUAUACAGUGUAAUGUAUCUGUUAGGACCAGAUGUUAGAUAAUCAUGUUUAAUUGUUAUACAGCGUAAUGUAUCUGUUAGGACCAGAUGUUAGAUAAUCAUGUUUAAUUGUUAUACAGCGUAAUGUAUCUGUUAGGACCAGAUGUUAGAUAAUCAUGUUUAAUUGUUAUACAGUGUAAUGUAUCUGUUAGGACCAGAUGUUAGAUAAUCAUGUUUAAUUGUUAUACAGCGUAAUGUAUCUGUUAGGACCAGAUGUUAGAUAAUCAUGUUUAAUUGUUAUACAGUGUAAUGUAUCUGUUAGGACCAGAUGUUAGAUAAUAUUCUGUUUAAUUGUUAUACAGCGUAAUGUAUCUGUUAGGACCAGAUGUUAGAUAAUCAUGUUUAAUUGUUAUACAGCGUAAUGUAUCUGUUAGGACCAGAUGUUAGAUAAUCAUGUUUAAUUGUUAUACAGUGUAAUGUAUCUGUUAGGACCAGAUGUUAGAUAAUCAUGUUUAAUUGUUAUACAGCGUAAUGUAUCUGUUAGGACCAGAUGUUAGAUAAUAUUCUGUUUAAUUGUUAUACAGUGUAAUGUAUCUGUUAGGACCAGAUGUUAGAUAAUCAUGUUUAAUUGUUAUACAGUGUAAUGUAUCUGUUAGGACCAGAUGUUAGAUAAUAUUCUGUUUAAUUGUUAUACAGCGUAAUGUAUCUGUUAGGACCAGAUGUUAGAUAAUAUUCUGUUUAAUUGUUAUACAGUGUAAUGUAUCUGUUAGGACCAGAUGUUAGAUAAUCAUGUUUAAUUGUUAUACAGUGUAAUGUAUCUGUUAGGACCAGAUGUUAGAUAAUAUUCUGUUUAAUUGUUAUACAGUGUAAUGUAUCUGUUAGGACCAGAUGUUAGAUAAUAUUCUGUUUAAUUGUUAUACAGUGUAAUGUAUCUGUUAGGACCAGAUGUUAGAUAAUAUUCUGUUUAAUUGUUAUACAGUGUAAUGUAUCUGUUAGGACCAGAUGUUAGAUAAUCAUGUUUAAUUGUUAUACAGUGUAAUGUAUCUGUUAGGACCAGAUGUUAGAUAAUAUUCUGUUUAAUUGUUAUACAGCGUAAUGUAUCUGUUAGGACCAGAUGUUAGAUAAUCAUGUUUAAUUGUUAUACAGCGUAAUGUAUCUGUUAGGACCAGAUGUUAGAUAAUCAUGUUUAAUUGUUAUACAGUGUAAUGUAUCUGUUAGGACCAGAUGUUAGAUAAUCAUGUUUAAUUGUUAUACAGCGUAAUGUAUCUGUUAGGACCAGAUGUUAGAUAAUCAUGUUUAAUUGUUAUACAGCGUAAUGUAUCUGUUAGGACCAGAUGUUAGAUAAUCAUGUUUAAUUGUUAUACAGCGUAAUGUAUCUGUUAGGACCAGAUGUUAGAUAAUCAUGUUUAAUUGUUAUACAGCGUAAUGUAUCUGUUAGGACCAGAUGUUAGAUAAUCAUGUUUAAUUGUUAUACAGCGUAAUGUAUCUGUUAGGACCAGAUGUUAGAUAAUCAUGUUUAAUUGUUAUACAGUGUAAUGUAUCUGUUAGGACCAGAUGUUAGAUAAUCAUGUUUAAUUGUUAUACAGCGUAAUGUAUCUGUUAGGACCAGAUGUUAGAUAAUCAUGUUUAAUUGUUAUACAGCGUAAUGUAUCUGUUAGGACCAGAUGUUAGAUAAUCAUGUUUAAUUGUUAUACAGUGUAAUGUAUCUGUUAGGACCAGAUGUUAGAUAAUCAUGUUUAAUUGUUAUACAGCGUAAUGUAUCUGUUAGGACCAGAUGUUAGAUAAUCAUGUUUAAUUGUUAUACAGUGUAAUGUAUCUGUUAGGACCAGAUGUUAGAUAAUAUUCUGUUUAAUUGUUAUACAGCGUAAUGUAUCUGUUAGGACCAGAUGUUAGAUAAUCAUGUUUAAUUGUUAUACAGCGUAAUGUAUCUGUUAGGACCAGAUGUUAGAUAAUCAUGUUUAAUUGUUAUACAGUGUAAUGUAUCUGUUAGGACCAGAUGUUAGAUAAUCAUGUUUAAUUGUUAUACAGCGUAAUGUAUCUGUUAGGACCAGAUGUUAGAUAAUAUUCUGUUUAAUUGUUAUACAGUGUAAUGUAUCUGUUAGGACCAGAUGUUAGAUAAUCAUGUUUAAUUGUUAUACAGUGUAAUGUAUCUGUUAGGACCAGAUGUUAGAUAAUAUUCUGUUUAAUUGUUAUACAGCGUAAUGUAUCUGUUAGGACCAGAUGUUAGAUAAUAUUCUGUUUAAUUGUUAUACAGCGUAAUGUAUCUGUUAGGACCAGAUGUUAGAUAAUCAUGUUUAAUUGUUAUACAGCGUAAUGUAUCUGUUAGGACCAGAUGUUAGAUAAUCAUGUUUAAUUGUUAUACAGUGUAAUGUAUCUGUUAGGACCAGAUGUUAGAUAAUAUUCUGUUUAAUUGUUAUACAGUGUAAUGUAUCUGUUAGGACCAGAUGUUAGAUAAUAUUCUGUUUAAUUGUUAUACAGUGUAAUGUAUCUGUUAGGACCAGAUGUUAGAUAAUCAUGUUUAAUUGUUAUACAGUGUAAUGUAUCUGUUAGGACCAGAUGUUAGAUAAUAUUCUGUUUAAUUGUUAUACAGCGUAAUGUAUCUGUUAGGACCAGAUGUUAGAUAAUCAUGUUUAAUUGUUAUACAGCGUAAUGUAUCUGUUAGGACCAGAUGUUAGAUAAUCAUGUUUAAUUGUUAUACAGCGUAAUGUAUCUGUUAGGACCAGAUGUUAGAUAAUAUUCUGUUUAAUUGUUAUACAGUGUAAUGUAUCUGUUAGGACCAGAUGUUAGAUAACAUUCUGUUUAAUUGUUAUACAGUGUAAUGUAUCUGUUAGGACCAGAUGUUAGAUAAUCAUGUUUAAUUGUUAUACAGCGUAAUGUAUCUGUUAGGACCAGAUGUUAGAUAAUAUUCUGUUUAAUUGUUAUACAGCGUAAUGUAUCUGUUAGGACCAGAUGUUAGAUAAUCAUGUUUAAUUGUUAUACAGCGUAAUGUAUCUGUUAGGACCAGAUGUUAGAUAAUCAUGUUUAAUUGUUAUACAGUGUAAUGUAUCUGUUAGGACCAGAUGUUAGAUAAUCAUGUUUAAUUGUUAUACAGCGUAAUGUAUCUGUUAGGACCAGAUGUUAGAUAAUCAUGUUUAAUUGUUAUACAGUGUAAUGUAUCUGUUAGGACCAGAUGUUAGAUAAUAUUCUGUUUAAUUGUUAUACAGUGUAAUGUAUCUGUUAGGACCAGAUGUUAGAUAAUCAUGUUUAAUUGUUAUACAGCGUAAUGUAUCUGUUAGGACCAGAUGUUAGAUAAUCAUGUUUAAUUGUUAUACAGUGUAAUGUAUCUGUUAGGACCAGAUGUUAGAUAAUCAUGUUUAAUUGUUAUACAGCGUAAUGUAUCUGUUAGGACCAGAUGUUAGAUAAUCAUGUUUAAUUGUUAUACAGUGUAAUGUAUCUGUUAGGACCAGAUGUUAGAUAAUCAUGUUUAAUUGUUAUACAGCGUAAUGUAUCUGUUAGGACCAGAUGUUAGAUAAUAUUCUGUUUAAUUGUUAUACAGCGUAAUGUAUCUGUUAGGACCAGAUGUUAGAUAAUCAUGUUUAAUUGUUAUACAGUGUAAUGUAUCUGUUAGGACCAGAUGUUAGAUAAUAUUCUGUUUAAUUGUUAUACAGCGUAAUGUAUCUGUUAGGACCAGAUGUUAGAUAAUCAUGUUUAAUUGUUAUACAGUGUAAUGUAUCUGUUAGGACCAGAUGUUAGAUAAUCAUGUUUAAUUGUUAUACAGUGUAAUGUAUCUGUUAGGACCAGAUGUUAGAUAAUCAUGUUUAAUUGUUAUACAGUGUAAUGUAUCUGUUAGGACCAGAUGUUAGAUAAUCAUGUUUAAUUGUUAUACAGCGUAAUGUAUCUGUUAGGACCAGAUGUUAGAUAAUCAUGUUUAAUUGUUAUACAGCGUAAUGUAUCUGUUAGGACCAGAUGUUAGAUAAUCAUGUUUAAUUGUUAUACAGUGUAAUGUAUCUGUUAGGACCAGAUGUUAGAUAAUCAUGUUUAAUUGUUAUACAGCGUAAUGUAUCUGUUAGGACCAGAUGUUAGAUAAUCAUGUUUAAUUGUUAUACAGCGUAAUGUAUCUGUUAGGACCAGAUGUUAGAUAAUCAUGUUUAAUUGUUAUACAGUGUAAUGUAUCUGUUAGGACCAGAUGUUAGAUAAUCAUGUUUAAUUGUUAUACAGCGUAAUGUAUCUGUUAGGACCAGAUGUUAGAUAAUCAUGUUUAAUUGUUAUACAGUGUAAUGUAUCUGUUAGGACCAGAUGUUAGAUAAUAUUCUGUUUAAUUGUUAUACAGCGUAAUGUAUCUGUUAGGACCAGAUGUUAGAUAAUCAUGUUUAAUUGUUAUACAGUGUAAUGUAUCUGUUAGGACCAGAUGUUAGAUAAUCAUGUUUAAUUGUUAUACAGCGUAAUGUAUCUGUUAGGACCAGAUGUUAGAUAAUCAUGUUUAAUUGUUAUACAGCGUAAUGUAUCUGUUAGGACCAGAUGUUAGAUAAUCAUGUUUAAUUGUUAUACAGUGUAAUGUAUCUGUUAGGACCAGAUGUUAGAUAAUCAUGUUUAAUUGUUAUACAGCGUAAUGUAUCUGUUAGGACCAGAUGUUAGAUAAUCAUGUUUAAUUGUUAUACAGUGUAAUGUAUCUGUUAGGACCAGAUGUUAGAUAAUAUUCUGUUUAAUUGUUAUACAGCGUAAUGUAUCUGUUAGGACCAGAUGUUAGAUAAUCAUGUUUAAUUGUUAUACAGCGUAAUGUAUCUGUUAGGACCAGAUGUUAGAUAAUCAUGUUUAAUUGUUAUACAGUGUAAUGUAUCUGUUAGGACCAGAUGUUAGAUAAUCAUGUUUAAUUGUUAUACAGCGUAAUGUAUCUGUUAGGACCAGAUGUUAGAUAAUAUUCUGUUUAAUUGUUAUACAGUGUAAUGUAUCUGUUAGGACCAGAUGUUAGAUAAUCAUGUUUAAUUGUUAUACAGUGUAAUGUAUCUGUUAGGACCAGAUGUUAGAUAAUAUUCUGUUUAAUUGUUAUACAGCGUAAUGUAUCUGUUAGGACCAGAUGUUAGAUAAUAUUCUG
Molecule: messenger RNA, 9878 nt
Organism: Oncorhynchus keta (chum salmon)
Lineage: Eukaryota; Metazoa; Chordata; Actinopteri; Salmoniformes; Salmonidae
Product: retinoblastoma-like protein 2
Exons: 11
Coding region: 535-2004 (489 amino acids)
Biological process (GO): cell differentiation; negative regulation of G1/S transition of mitotic cell cycle; regulation of transcription by RNA polymerase II
Cellular component (GO): chromatin; transcription regulator complex; nucleus
Molecular function (GO): RNA polymerase II transcription regulatory region sequence-specific DNA binding
Source: RefSeq, a predicted model, not a curated record